AUGUUCUCGGGCGUGUCGGCGAGGUACUUUACGGUUGCUCGAUCGCGGCCUCCCAUUAGCGCUUACUCCGACGCGCUUGCCGCCGUGGCCGUUAUCGACGAGCUCGAGCCUAAGCAGAUAUUGGGACUGUUUUUUGGAAUCGAGGAAGUUAGGCUUUGGAAGUCAUUCAAAGAUAGACUGGAAUCGAUCAUGGUGAUGCUUGAUAAGCGUUACAUUGCUGAUACUUGUUUUGCGUGGUUGAGAGAGUGCAUCAUCCUCAAAAAGAGCAAACGAAGAGUGCCACUCAAGGACACCGUCAGCUACUUGUUCACCCUCUUCACAGCCUCCACCUCCUGCUGCUUCAUUACCAACCCGUCAAACAAGAUCAACUCUUGCAUCUUUUUUGUGACCGGACAGCAAGUGUUCCUCCUCAGAGACAUUGAGUCCAAGGAUGUUUCUCAAGCGGGACAUGAGGGUGAGGGAGACGAAGGGACCGCGUUUGCGGAUAGACAUGAGGUGGUGGAUUUUGAGGACAAGGUAGAGUCUUUUGAGGUGGGUAAUGAGUUUCUCGAAGAGGGGGUCUCGUACUCAGUCCUCCAAACGGGUUUGGGCGGAAACGUGGGUUCUUCCAUCGAAGUGGGGGUCUCGUACUGUGUCUGGGACUAUACAAGAUAUUCAUUGCAUUGA
Molecule: messenger RNA, 666 nt
Organism: Sphenostylis stenocarpa
Lineage: Eukaryota; Viridiplantae; Streptophyta; Magnoliopsida; Fabales; Fabaceae
Source: the annotation of a GenBank genome assembly